Talpa occidentalis (Iberian mole) is the source of this 2171-nucleotide messenger RNA. RefSeq names its product proline rich 30 (gene PRR30). The coding region runs from base 736 to 1941 and encodes 401 amino acids. NCBI's taxonomy places the organism in Eukaryota, Metazoa, Chordata, Mammalia, Eulipotyphla, Talpidae. The transcript is spliced from 3 exons. The record is from RefSeq and is a predicted model, not a curated record.
GCCAGGGAGAACUGUCCCCAGGGAAUGGGGUUACCAGCUCCCAAGGGGGGCGGCAACGCCGCCCCUUAGACAAAGUCCCUGUCUCCUGGAGGUUCUCAUCAGCUGGCCCACAUUACUGCUGCUGCUGGGGGUGAUAAGCCAUUUGGCUGUGGCCAGGCUGAGCCAAGGACACCAGCUUUAGGGGUGGCCAGGGGUCAGGAGAAUCAGACGGGCAGGAUACCGGGAUGCUUGCCGAAAAUCUGAUUCGAGUUUAGGAGAACAAAAACCCGUUUCGGAAGACCUCGACUGGCAGGAGGAGGGCCGGGAAAGGUCCUGAAGCCUGAAGGUUCAGACAGAGAUCUGGUCCCCUCAUCACUGCAGUGCCUGUGAAGCACAUCUCAGAGCGGCAACCCUCAUUGGUCGGCAGCUGUGUCUUCCUCCCUGGCCCACCCACAUCGUUGCUGCUGCCCCUCGGCUCCCGAGAGGCCGCUCGGAUUCUGCGGCCCCACACAUCCCUCAUCAGUGGCUGAUGGCAAAUAAGUGAGAGGCCAAGUUCAGAUCCCAGCUCCUGCCUGGACACUGGAGGUGGCUGCUGCUAUACCUGCCACCCGCAGUUGUACCAACACCAGGCAGGAGCCACACUGUGCACAGAGGCCUCGAUUUCUCAGCCACAUCUGGCCUCAGAGAUAUUGGUCCUGACUCUGCAGGUCUCUAAUCUCUGGUCCUAACACCCCAAUCCCUCCUGGAUUCAAGGCGAUGUUGCCUCAAAACAAGGAGCAGGUGUUGCUACGGAACGCAGCAUCCCCUGGGCACACCCUGCAGAGCCCCUCACAACCUGUGGACUCUCCUCCCACGAGCCUACGGCCUUUGUCUCCCCAGAAAGCACACCCCCUUUCCUGGCAACCUUGCACCCCGCCCCCAAGGACUCAUGUGCCUGCCUCCCACUUCUGCUCUUCUGACUCGAACUCUGACUUUGUCCUAAAUCCCUGCUCUUCCUUUCUCCCAAGUUCUCCCACUUUUUUCCAUCAGAAUUUCCCUUUCAUCCCCUUUUCACGCUCCCCCUCUCCUUCCCAUCUACUUUACUCCUCUCCUCCCCACUCCUCCUCCCCCUGCCAGCCAGAGAAAUCCCUCCUGAACUCACGCUGCCAGUCUCCCUCCCACCAGGGAGACCCACGGAGGUCCACUCUCACGUCUCCGAGCCCCCACCCACGUUCUUGCGGGAUCUACCCUAACAGCCAGACAUGGCACUGGCAUCAGUACAGGGACACCAGGUCCCCUGGAGUGGUGGGGGGAUGCAUGGCAAGCGAGAGGGACCCUGCAGAGUUCAGGGACCCAGGAGCCCUAGCCCAGGUCCUGGUGGCCCACCUGGGGCACCGACGCAUUGCUCACGACCUGCGGUUGCUGCUUUUGCAACGCCUGUGGCUAGGCAAAAACGGCCAGGCCCCGGUCGUGGAGUAUCCCGUGUGCCUGGUGUGCCUCCGGCCCCGCACUCCCUCUUGCCCCGCCCCCAAGUACAAAAUUGGCCCCCGGCUGCUUGCCUUCCCCCAACUACUGCCCUGUGCGCAGGGCCUGGAAUCUGGGCCACUCCGAAUAGGCAUCGGCUUUGGCCUUCGCCUGGCUCGGGGCCAGGCCAGGGCCUUGCAUCUGUUGCCCGAAAGAAGGCGGAAGGAAGCAGAGCCUCAGGGAGAGGCCGCUCAGGCCCAUGGGUAUCGACCACCGGCAUCUCAGUCUCCGGCAGCUCCAACCCCCGUGGCUCAGGGCCCGGCAGAUUCAGCUUCAGGCGCACCCUCCCAGACCGGGAGCCUCAGAUCUGCAAGCCCUCAAUCACCAAACUCCACCCCACGUUCAGGGCUUCUACCUCAGGCACCAAAACAGGCCACUACCUCCAUGAAGCCCAGGCCUUCCUCUGCCCCAAAGAGGCCUGCUUCUCCAGAACGCAUUCUCCUAAAUUCACCACCCUAACUCCAGAGGCACGAAGGCUCCCCGGAACACCACCUCCAAACACCACCAUCCCCGCCAGGCCCCAGACAUCAGGGACCCCCCGAGAUACCCUGAAGGGCUGGUUGGCUGGAGGUCAGGUGUGUUCUCCAGCCCUGAAUCCUGGGAGUCCCUUGUGGAGUUUGCUCUCUCCUGGCUGAAGAGGACCACGAGCACUCAAGGGCUCAUUUAACCUUUAGCCAAUAAAGCCUAAC